AUGGUCAAAUUAUCUAUUGGUUCACUCGCUAUUUUCACAUCGUUAUUAACUGCUAGCGCAGUUGCAAAGGACGUUGUCUGUUUGGUAAAUGAGACCCCAGUUGCAACCGUCGAUUUAGACACUGGCGUUUGUCCAUUCAAGCUCCCAUCUGAAUUACUUGCAUUCUUUAAUUUCAAUGCAACUGAUGAUUACAACAUCCAAUUCUAUUAUGCCAUUGCAAACAGCGCAAGAUUUUUUACAGAUAUCGAAAACUCAGGUACUCAAAUUGAUAUUCCUGCUAACUUGAUUUACGGUACCGAUGGUGCUCCAGUCUAUCAAGUUCACGUUCAAGAUAGCCCUUCAUCGAACUCUACUGAAGCUAUCAGAAAGAGAAUGAUGAACAAAGUUGAUAUCAUUAAGAGAGAUGAAGCGUCCGACUUUGCUGAAUCGUUAAAGGGAACUGAUGGUACUUUGGUCAAUUCUGCUCUUUUUAAAGUUGUUGAUGUCGAAAGUGGAUCAUCUUCGUCUGCUGUUUCAACCAGCGUUCCUAUUUCUUCAGGUGUCGAAACUGUUCCUCCUGUAACCGAAACAUUUGAAUCCACCAAGAUUAUUACUGUUACCCACUGUUCUGACAACAAGUGUUCUGCAACUACCGUUCCAGCUACCCCAACCGUUACCACAUGUACUACUGACGGUACUGUCACUACUUUCACGACGUACUGUCCUAUUACUACUGAGACAAAUACGCACACUGAUGUUGUUACUGUCACACACUGCUCUGACAACAAAUGUUCUGAAACUACUGUUCCAGCUACACCAACCUUAACUACUGAAACUAUUGGUGGUAGUGUCACUGUAUACACUACUUACUGCCCAAUAAGUGAGAUUUCAGGUACGGAAACUCCUGCUCCAGGUACCACUGUUGCAG
Messenger RNA from Debaryomyces fabryi, 907 nucleotides. RefSeq lists its product as uncharacterized. The record is from RefSeq and is a predicted model, not a curated record. NCBI's taxonomy places the organism in Eukaryota, Fungi, Ascomycota, Pichiomycetes, Serinales, Debaryomycetaceae. The annotation marks the transcript as partial. The transcript has a single exon.